AGAUGUAUGCGCCGUUUUUUUUUUUUUCUGUUUAUGUUCCCUCUGUAAAGGUAAAUGCACACCUCAAUUCUCCUUCAAACACCUUUUAUUAUCUAAGCAAAAUACAAUCAGAAUAAAAGGCUAUUUAGGGUUUAUAUAUGCACCCGUAGCUUUAAAGACAAUACUGUACAUAUUUAUUUAAAUUUUGACUUCCAUGGGUAAACACAGUGCACUCAAAGAAUAGUCUGAAUUAGCAAUACGUUGUGUGUAUAAAUAGUAAGUGCUUCCUUUAUUAAAAAUCAGUCAACAAUGUCUUUGUUCUUUCGUGUUGGUUUCUUUAUCUCUGCUUUUAUUUUAUCGUUUGCCUUGACUGCGAAACCCCCACUUGUGUCAUUGACUAUCACUAUUCUCGGAUUUCCUGAACCAAAAUUCUAUAGUUUGACUUGCGAUCCUACUGGUGGAAACCAUACAAAGGCAGAUUCUGCAUGCGAUAUCAUUGAUGACUCGAAAGGAAACAUUACAUAUAUUGAUAGCUACCCUAUUCCUUACUCAAAGGACAGCACUCCACCUAUCAAUAUAACAAUCGAAGGUCAUUACCAUGAUACUCUUGUUAGCUAUAGACAUGAAUAUCCGAACCAAAUCACUGCUAUCAACAAUCUUCGGGGUAUUUAUCCUGAAGAAGAAUCUUAAUAAAGUAAACUAGUAGUCUUGUGAGAAUACAUGUACCAUUUUACGCAGAUACUACCUCAUUUCUUGCACUACAAUGGUCAUUUAAAAAAGAGAGAGAGAAAAGUCAUGUGAUAAUGGUUUGCUUUUUUUUUUUU
Gilbertella persicaria is the source of this 803-nucleotide messenger RNA. RefSeq lists its product as uncharacterized. The record is from RefSeq and is a predicted model, not a curated record. NCBI's taxonomy places the organism in Eukaryota, Fungi, Mucoromycota, Mucoromycetes, Mucorales, Choanephoraceae. The transcript has a single exon. Gene Ontology annotation, molecular function: serine-type endopeptidase inhibitor activity. Bases 289 to 669 code for a protein of 126 amino acids.